Messenger RNA from Bradysia coprophila, 746 nucleotides. RefSeq names its product eukaryotic translation initiation factor 4E1-like. Gene Ontology annotation, biological process: translational initiation. Gene Ontology annotation, cellular component: cytoplasm; eukaryotic translation initiation factor 4F complex. The record is from RefSeq and is a predicted model, not a curated record. Lineage: Eukaryota; Metazoa; Arthropoda; Insecta; Diptera; Sciaridae. Gene Ontology annotation, molecular function: RNA 7-methylguanosine cap binding; translation initiation factor activity.
AUUAACACCAAUCGAAGCAGUCAUGUUUAUCACAAAGUUAUUAUUUUUCUAGUAUUCGUAGAGUGUAGACGCUUUUAGUUCCAGAUUUAUUUAAACACUAAAAAUGCUAUCCACUUCGGAAAACAACAACAUGAAAAUGGAGCCUGCGACCUUGUCGAGCCCGACCAAGCAUCCGUUACGCAAUCAGUGGACCCUCUGGUACUUGGAUAAUGAUCGCAACAAAUCCUGGGAAGAGAAACAAAAUGAAGUUUCGACGUUUGAUACGGUCGAGGAUUUCUGGAAUCUGUACAACAUGAUUAAGUAUGCGUCAGAGCUGCAGCCGGGCAAUGACUAUUCGUUGUUCAAAAAUAAUAUACGGCCAAUGUGGGAGGACGCUGCCAAUGCGAAUGGGGGACGAUGGAUUCUGUCGAUGACGCAGCAGCAGCUGGGUAACUUGGACGAUUUGUGGUUGAAUGUGAUGCUUUGUUUGAUUGGCGAGUGUUUGGAAUACUCGGACGAUAUAAAUGGGGCUGUUGUUAGCAUCAGACCAAGAACUGUGAGAAUUUCGAUCUGGACAGCUGAUAGCAAUAACCAGGACGCUAUAGUUGGCAUUGGUCUGAUUCUAAAACAAUACCUUCAACUGCCUUCGGAUAUUGAAAUGUAUUACGGGAAGCAUGAGGAUACGGCAAAUAAAGUCACAAAUAAGUCGCUUUCGCUUCAUGUUUGAAGAAUUGAUUUCUGGCAAUAAAAUUGGAAUGAAACUUGAA